Molecule: messenger RNA, 1595 nt
Organism: Cataglyphis hispanica
Lineage: Eukaryota; Metazoa; Arthropoda; Insecta; Hymenoptera; Formicidae
Exons: 4
Coding region: 98-817 (239 amino acids)
Source: RefSeq, a predicted model, not a curated record
CAAGAUAUGGGUGCUGUUAAUAUUUAAAAAUAAAUUGUGAUGUUUGCCUGAUAAAUUUCUCCGAGAAAUGUGAGUCGUUCGAAAUAAUUGGUUGGAAAUGAUCGUGGAAAUUGAAGAGGAUUCGCGAGAUUUUGCGACGGUCUACAAGAAAGAUUAUCUGGGGAGGAAAGGUGAAAGGCCAAUUGCAAGCAGACCGUUACCCAAGUAUCGAUCACCUUUAAACAUCUUGAACGGACCGUACAAGCAGUAUUUGAAUACACGACUGGAAAAUCGAUCAUUACCUGAGAACGAACGAAGCGAGGAUCCAUCUGAUACUUUAAACAGAAUACGCGACAAGUUCCCCCAUCUAAGAAAUGUUUUACCAGAAAUCGUACCGGAUGAAAACGUGAUAGAACGCGAGAAGAAAAAAUCAAUAACGACUAUAUUUCAAUCGGAUUACUGGAGGGAUAUAAAAACUUAUCGUAUAGACGUGACGUUACCACAAGACUGUAUUAUACCCGAGACAAUUCAAAGACGUGCAUACCGAGAUCCGUGGGUCAUCGCACCACGAGACUUUAUAAAGCGGCCAAAAAUUGUCAAACCGUGCAAUAACUUGGAUCCUAAUCCCAAAGAAAGAGAAAUUCUUCGUGUAAUAACUGGCGAUUCCGAGUACAUUAAUACGAUCGGAAUAACAGGGGAAAGAAUUAUGCUAGGAAGUCCCUCAAAUAUGAAAAAACGCAUUACAUUGCAAAAGUCAUUAAGGGAUCCUGAAAUAACUGAAUCGGAAUGUUCGCUGAUAUUGAAACAAAAUUUAGCCCUCCCGUCGAAAAUAUUCUGAGCUUUAUAGUUUUAUAAUUAAGACAUAAUAAGAUACAUAUGUGUGUGUGUAUGUAUGUAUGCAAGAUGUGUCCAGGUCAUAACUACAAUAAAUCAUAUGUAUACGCAAGUUAUUAGAAAACAGAAUUCAUAUUUUUAUGCUUAUAUAUAAUAAUUUCAUACUGCAACUCCACUCUCAAUUAUUUUAAUAAACCACUAAUUAUUUGCUAGAUUACUUUCAAUUACAACUGUACAAACUUUUCACAUUUAUAUCAGUACACAUAGCGCAGUAUACGGAUACAUAAUUUAUACUUUUAUGCAAUUAUUUACAUAUUCGAUACAGAUCCGCUUUAUGAAAUAAUUGCCGAUAAAUGUAAAUACUUUAUAUUUCAUAUAUGUAAUAGAUUUAUCCAUUAAAUAUUUUUUUAUAGUUGACAUUACAUAAACAUACAGAAAUCAACAAACUUAUUAAUCUUUAUCAAUUUUUUGAACCAAGAAUCAAUUAGUGAUCAUUUGAUCAAGAUUAUAAUAAUUGACAAACAUAAUUGACACAGUGAAAUAGAAUGAAAAGUUAACGAAAAACAAUAAUAAAAUAAAUAGUUUUGAACUUAUAUUCUGCAUAGAGUUGAAGAAUAAUUAAAAUUUUGAAAAGAAUAAAAUUGAAAAAAGAAACAAUUUUCAACUGUAUAAUCGUAAAUUAUGCAUUUAGAAAUUAUUUAUCUAUCAAAUGUCGGGGAGUUUCUGAAUUAGGGAAAUUAUAUUUAUACAAAUAUGCAAAUAUUUUGCAUUUUAUUCAAUAA